Messenger RNA from Blepharisma stoltei, 942 nucleotides. NCBI's taxonomy places the organism in Eukaryota, Ciliophora, Heterotrichea, Heterotrichida, Blepharismidae. The record is from the annotation of a GenBank genome assembly.
AUGAUCACUCAUGAAAUUUUGCAAGAAGUAGUAGUAAAACUCAAGCAAGACCCUGAGAAUACCAAAUGCUUUGACUGUGAAAAACCUGAGCCUAGCUUUGCAUCUAUAAAUCAUGGCAUCUUUAUUUGUUCAAAAUGUGCUUCAAAUCAUAAAAUGCUCGGCCAAGAAAUAAGUGAGGUAAAAUCUAUCGAAAAGGAUAAAUGGGACAUUUCUGAGCUCAGGCAUUUAGUGGCAGGUGGGAAUUCAGCAUUUAGAGAAUUUUUAACAUGUUAUGGACUAAGAUCAGAACCAUCAAUUUUUGUGAAAUAUCGAACUCGGGCUGCAAUGUUUUAUAGGAGCAUGCUUAGUGUAGUUUCUAAUUAUCAGCCAUAUGUUGCUUUUAUGCCUUCGUAUGAACUUGGCAGAAUGGUAAAUCAUGAUAUCAAAAUUUAUAACACUGAAUCUGCAUUAAAAGCUGAACCUAGAGCUAUAGAACUUCAAGAAAUAAAAUCAGCAGGGUCUGAAAUAAUAGAGCCUCCUCCACAAAAAACAGGAUUUUUUAGAUGGAUUUAUAAUUCCUAUGGCAAAUUUGUAAAGUUCGGUAAUAAGGUGUUUGAGUCAUUAAAUGAGUUUGGCAAUACCCCAACCAUGAGAAGACUUGAAGCAAAAUCAUUAAUUUUUGCAGAAAGCUACGAUCGACUUUUUAGCGUUUUUUCUACUGUAGUAAAUGAUGUGUGUAUGGAAGAGGAGCCAAAAGAGCUAUCCCACAGUGAAGUUUAUUACAGAAAAGUUUUUGCUGACACUAAACAUACUUUUCAUAGUAUAAAUUUUGACCCAAAAAUCAAAGAGCUAAAACUGGACAUAAUGAAUAUGUUAAAACCCCCUGAAUUAGAAAGAAAAGUAAUCGAUGAAGAUGUGGUCCUUAAAUUACAAACCUCAAAAACAAGAAUUCAUGUAAGAUAG